Molecule: messenger RNA, 1260 nt
Organism: Branchiostoma belcheri (Belcher's lancelet)
Lineage: Eukaryota; Metazoa; Chordata; Leptocardii; Amphioxiformes; Branchiostomatidae
Product: transcription activator BRG1-like
Exons: 4
Coding region: 1-360 (119 amino acids)
Source: RefSeq, a predicted model, not a curated record
AUGGAAAUCAGAGCAAAACAAGUGCCCCCCUCCCCACAGAUCUAUGAGGACUCCAUCGUGCUACAGUCGGUGUUCACCAACGCUCGCGAGCUGCUGGAGCAGUCAGGUGACCUGCCGUCACCCGGGCAACACGAACGGGAGGACAGCGAGGAGGAGGAAGAGGAGGAGGGGUCCGAGUCGGAGUCUCGCUCCUCACUCAAGAUGAAGAUCCGAGUAGGGAAGGGGGAAGGCAGAGGAAAGUCCAAGGGUAAGAGCCCUCGCAGGAAGCCAGGCCGACCCAAGAAAGCCGUCGUCAGCGAUGAUGAUGACUCAGACACCAACGAGCAGCAGCAGGCUCCCAGCGAGGAGGUUGCGUGGUGACUCAUCGCUUCCUGCCGUGUCCGGGCGCGGGAGACGAGACGCGUGACGAGGCGUGGGAUGAGCUGGGAGACUGUCCCUCGUCCUCCUCACCCUCUGUCUGCUCCUGUGCACGACGAUAGGUGAUAUCAGAACAUGCAGUUUGGUACACGGAUACUUACAGAAGGGAAUGAAUGCAGUGCUCGAUAUUUAAAGUGAUAUAAUGUAAGAUUUUCAUCAUUUUAAACAUCAUUAUUUUACACAUUUUCUUAUAUACACGUAAGCCUACCUGGGUUCAUAAUGACAUUUGGGGAGUAAAAGAUCAACGUUCUUGUGCCACAAAAAUGCACCGGAAGAUGCCAAAGGUACUCGAAUGAAAACUGCUGUUUCUUUACAUUCUUUUGAGGAGCCUCCUAAAAAAACAGCGGGCCUGGCGCAACUUACUCUCGCACUGCUUAUUCUCGAGUCACCGGAAAAGCGAAAUAGCAACAAAUUAUGUUGGAAGCUAUUGAAAUUGACAAUCUAGAUGAGAAAAUUUCAAUCAUUCAUAUUUACAGUCUUGGUACAAAAAUCUUACAUAAUAUCGCUUGAAAAUCUAUAUAUUACAUUCUAAGUAAGACACAAGAAGAACACACAAUUGAGGAGUCUUAUAAAUACUAUUUAUCAACACAAGAAGCACUUAGCGACCACAAUACCUUAUAAUCUCAGAGACUAAAGAAAAAAAAAGGAAAAAGAUGAAAGAUCUACUGUACACUGUGACAUGGUAAAGCUUUUCAGUCACCUUCUAGUUGGGAUGUCAUGGCUAAACAAUUACUGUAAACUUGAUUCAUGUAAAUGUUAUAGGUGUCUACUGUGUACUAUAAAAUGAACACUAGUCAUCUUUAUGGUUAAGCACAUGGUUGUCAUUAGUCUCAGUAUGGCAGG